AGUCUCACCACUCUUUCUCUUGACUCCGAUUUCUUCUUUCUCCCUACCUCACCCCAAGACUGUGAUCAUUUCAUCCACCCACGCGCCUGUUCACACUCGUCCAGCCCACGCGACAAGAAUAGCCCCACGACUUGGUCAGACCACAACCACCCCGCUGUGCUUGCUUCGCUUUUGGUACCCCGCCGUCAACUUCCUCCGCGCACCACACCCAGCCAAACACCUUCUCUGCAGCUUUCUCGCCAACGACCCAACACCCAGAGUCGCUUCUCUUCAUAUCCAUCCAUCGCCCGCCCGCCCGCAACACACAUCAGCCAACAUGGCCGCUAUUGUCGAUCACAGCCCCCAGUCUCACUCCCCGCCUGGCCCCAACAUUGUGCGGCCCAGAGGCAUUCUGAAGAACAGCUUCCAGAAUUCUCCCCCCACCUCUCCGACUCCCGAGCAAACCGACAAAGAGGUUACCAUCGCGAACACGCAGUUCAACGCUGGCCACCGCCGCUCCUCCUCGGCCGCACGCCUCGGCGGCGGCUCCAGGCGAUCUUCAAGCCACGCUGUCUCCGUCUCCGGCGGUGACGAGCAGGAGGACCCCUCACAGGACUCCCAGCGCCUCAGGUGGGACGAGGCCAAUCUCUACCUCACCGAGCAGGAGCGCUCAUCGACCAUGAAGAUCACGGAACCCAAGACACCCUAUGCCAAGCACUACGACCCCUCCGAGGACCCCUCGGAAGAAGACGAGAUCAUGGAAGGUGCUGGUCCUGGUCUCGACGCUGCGUCUGGCUCUGUUCGCCGCAAGACUCACCGUCGUCCUGCCGGCGAAGAUGACAUUCCGGACAUGUCGCUGGGCGAGCCGGAGGAGGCGGUCCCGGAAAGCGAGUCGAGCAAAGAAAAACAGCUCAAGGUUCACGUGGACGAGAACAGCGACAGCGGCGGCCACGGAGAAGACGAGCUGGCGGGUCUCUCGCCCGAAGAGAGGGAGAAGCACCGCCGCUUCGAGGCUCUGCGGAAGAAGCACUACGAAAUGAAGAAUGUCGCCCACUUGCUGGGCCACCCCGAGGAGACUAUCGAGGACGACGAGGAGGUCCCCUCGCUGCCCCGCCAGGAUCACGCCAUGAAUGGCCAGGCAUGA
This is a messenger RNA of Verticillium dahliae VdLs.17, 1123 nucleotides long. RefSeq lists its product as uncharacterized. Lineage: Eukaryota; Fungi; Ascomycota; Sordariomycetes; Glomerellales; Plectosphaerellaceae. The coding region runs from base 317 to 1123 and encodes 268 amino acids. The record is from RefSeq and is a predicted model, not a curated record. Gene Ontology annotation, molecular function: protein phosphatase inhibitor activity. The transcript is spliced from 2 exons. Gene Ontology annotation, biological process: regulation of signal transduction.